This is a messenger RNA of Sebastes umbrosus (honeycomb rockfish), 2041 nucleotides long. Its product is annotated as microtubule-associated serine/threonine-protein kinase 3-like. Bases 90 to 1865 code for a protein of 591 amino acids. Gene Ontology annotation, biological process: peptidyl-serine phosphorylation; intracellular signal transduction. The transcript is spliced from 11 exons. Gene Ontology annotation, molecular function: protein serine/threonine kinase activity; ATP binding. The record is from RefSeq and is a predicted model, not a curated record. Lineage: Eukaryota; Metazoa; Chordata; Actinopteri; Perciformes; Sebastidae.
GGGACUUCAAAAUCAUCAGAGAGGUUUCCCGUGGCGCCUUUGGGACUGUAAACCUUGUGUGGCACAUCAAGACCAAGGAGAUCUUUGCGAUGAAGCAGAUUGCACUGAAAUACCCCAGCCAGAGAGCUGAUGUUCUGUUGGAACGGGACAUGCUCACCUACCUUGACCACCCCCUCGUCGUGCCCAUGUACUGCUCGUUUGAGACAGUAGGCCAAAUGUACAUGACGAUGGAGUAUGUGAAAGGUGGGGAUCUUGAAGACUUGUUGGAAAAGGAAAAGCAUUUUCGUAUGGACAUGGCCCAUUUCUACAUGGCAGAGCUUGUCUUAGCUGUGGAGUACAUCCACAGCUACGGCAUCCUGCACAUGGACCUCAAACCCAGCAAUCUGUUGAUCACUAAAGAGGGACACAUCAAGGUGGCUGAUUUCGGGCUGUCCAAGAUUGGGUCAGUCAGCACGGCAGCCUUGAUGACCGAAGCAGACUGUCGGCGAAAUGCCAGAGAGUUCACCGACACAGAGACAUGCGGCACACCUGUCUUCAUGGCCCCAGAACUGUACCUAAAGACGGGCUAUGGGAAGCCCGUAGACUGGUGGGCCGCAGGAGUGAUUCUCUAUAAUCUCCUGUACGGUGUAGUACCUUUCGAUGGCAACAAUAAAAAAGAGGUCGCUAAACUUGUGACCGAAGAUGACAUCCACUUUCCAGAUGGGGGACAUCCCAGCCUGGAGUUUGCCAGGCAGCUCAUCAGUGGUCUCUUGGAAAAGGACCCUGUGAGGCGUUUGGGUACACGAGGAGCCAGUGAGGUGAAAAGACACCCGUUCUUCCAGGGUGUGGACUGGAAGAAGCUCCCCUAUGAGACACCUCCAUAUGUCCCUGAUGUGAAAAAGAUGCUGGACGGCAGCAGCUUUUCAUGUACUCCUUCAAAGCUGCGCCUCACAUCCUCUGAUUCUGAUGAUGAUGACUAUGACGAACCACCUACAGGGCAAACAAACUUCUGCACUGUUGCCUUCCGCUUCAACAAGGUGUACGGCAGCCCAAUGCCCCUGUCCCCCUGCACGCCUAUGAAUCGGCGCCUGUUGUCAGCAAAGCCGGGAGACAGCGAGGCAAAGGAGGAGCAGCAGGAAAUUGAGGCGUCUGAUGAAGGUUUUUCUGACGAAGAGGACUCCGACGACAUGGGUUUCAGUGAAGCCUGUCUCGGACAAAGUGGACAUGGCGAAAGUCAAUCUGACAAUUCUUCACCUUCCCCCCACCACUCCGCUCCAGGCCAAAUGGACUCAGUCUACUUUGACAGUGAUUCUGAUGGAGAGGACAACAGCAAAUUUAAUUUCAGAUUACCCUGUCUCCGACAAAGUGGACGGGACGAAAGUCAAUCUGACUCCGCCCCUACACCUCCCCCCCACCACGCUGCUCCAGUCCAAAUGGACUCAGAAUACAUUGACAGGGAUUCUGAAUGGGAGGACAUCAGUCAGCAUUCCAGUGAAGCCUCUCUCCGACAAAGUGGACAGGACGAAAGUCAAUGUGACUCCGCCCCUUCACCUGCCCCCCACCACGCGUCUCCAGUCCAAAUGGACCCAGUGGAAGAGUGCCUGAGCGAGGACCUGCUCGAUGCCACCUGGUCCCUGCUGGACAUCCAGUUCCAGAUGGCCGAGCUGGCCAGAGACUUAAGCAACACGCUGCAGAACGAUCUGGUCAGGCCCGACUACUUUAUGGAGCUCCAAAGCCAACUGGUGGAUAUUCUCCAGGAGACCCACAAAGCCACCUGCAAGCCCACUGUUGAGGACGUCUCCAGUGAGGAGGACAGGGAACCAAAUAAUCAAGGCAGAUGGCCACCCACCCAGAGCCCGGUUCUGCUCAAGGUUUCUACCCGUUAAAGGGGAGUGUUUCCUUGCUACAGCGCAUAACCACAACUGUGCAAUGCUCAUGGGGUCUUACCCAUAUAUAUACGUAUAUAUGUGAAAUCUAUACGUAUAUAUGUGAUAUAUAUAUAUACGUAUAUAUUUGAUAUCUAUACGUAUAUAUGUGAUAUAUAUAUACGUAUAUGUGAUAU